Molecule: messenger RNA, 441 nt
Organism: Humulus lupulus (European hop)
Lineage: Eukaryota; Viridiplantae; Streptophyta; Magnoliopsida; Rosales; Cannabaceae
Exons: 4
Source: RefSeq, a predicted model, not a curated record
CUACAUUCUGAAAAUUGUUCAUAUUAUUGUAGGCACACCCCCUUGCAAAUUGUUCAUAUUAUUUGCAAUUUCAUGAGAAUAUGGUCAAUUUAUUCGCUGUACCGAUACUUGUCUCACGCAGGCGCUUCUGCUGUUCUAUUUCUCUUCACUUGUCUGGUCCCAUCAUCCAUCCUAUUUCUUGUUUUACAAAAGCCUUGGAAGGGUAGACCGCUCUCAAAUACACAGGUAGUACCAUCUAUAAUAAAUGGUGGCAUAAUAGCUUUAUACUUCGUUUUAUGGGGAAAAGGUCUUAAAUCUUUUGGACCUCUUAGAGCUAUACUAGCAGAGUAUAAUGGUGCUGUCCUUGGAGUAUUGUCUGCACUACUAUAUGGGAGGAGAGGACAUGUUUGGAAAAAGAUUGGUGGGCUUAUUGCAAUAGUGACGUAUUUUGGCUUAUUGUAG